CACGCUCUCUCUCUUUCUCUCUCGUCUUCUUCGCCUCCCUCCCUCCGCCGCGCCUCCCCAUCCCCUCCGCCGCCGCCGCUCUCCGCUCUUCCGGUCUCCUCGGCGAUCUGCGCGGCCAAUCGCACAGGCGGGGCGCGCGCGCGGUGAAGGAUCGCUCCAGUGAGGUGAGUGCAGGGGAGCUCUGCAUCAGCUGGGCCAUGGAGAAGGCGGUAGCGGCGGCUUGUGGAUGGAGGAAGGGUUUGGAGGAGGGAGAGCCGGAGUGGGAAGCGAUGGAGCUGGAGGCGGCGGCGCCGGCGAUCUUUCCGGCGGACGGUGGCGGCGGCGGCGUCAGGAGGAGUCCGGCGGCGUCGACGAUCUUCUUGCCAGAUCUUCUAGACGGGAGCUUUCUUUCUGACGAUGAUCUAAGCCAGAUGGAGGAUAUAUUUCAACCAGCACAUGAGGAUGACAUCCACCAUUUGUUACAAGGGCCCCAAGAUGAAGCAGACCUGGACAAAUGGUUAGCAGGUCAAUCUUGUUCACCCGCAGCGGAAGGCUCCAUAACAGUCCAAACACCUACAUAUCCCAUACUAAAUCUUAUAGAUUUCAUACCAAAGGACGGUUGUAAACGUGGCCCACGAGGUGCUCGCAAGAGACAGACAUUUCCAUCACGAGGUGCUCGCACGAGACGGGCUUUUCCAUUGCAACAACUAUGCUUUGGAACCACUAGAGACAAAAGAUGUCGUCUAAGAAAAAAUAAUGAUCACUGGACAAUCAAAGAAGUAAAAAAUUUGGUACAAGGUGUUUCCAAGCAUGGGGUUGGACGAUGGACAGAAUUGAAGAGAGAUUUUUUCUCCACAUCCAUUCGAACUUCUGUCCAUCUGAAGGAUAAAUGGAGGAACCUGUUGAAAGCAUGUGGGAUCGAUUUCACCUCCACAGCAAAGGGAAAAGCACAGAAGACAAUGCUAUGGCCCCUUGAUAAACGAUUGACUGAACAGAUUAUACAGUUAGCAUAUAAACACCCUUACCCAAGACAAAAGUACUAGAAUAGUUACUGGUUGUUCUAGCAGAGAAAGCAACUGGUAGAAGAGUCAGAAGGUAUCAGAGCAUAUAGUAGAGUUGAUUUUAGUCAGGACCAUCAGUAGAUUUAUCUCCUCCUUAACUAGUAGCUACUGAAAUUUAAACGUUUUUUUGUCGUUUUGGUUACAAUUUCCUCUCCACAUUUGGGAUUUUGUAAUUGGAUUGUAAAUACUGUCUUAUUGACAAAUUGGAGGGGGUUCAGUCUCCAGGAUCUUACUUGGUUUUACUGAAAUUCAGUUGUCAAGUUUGUGUUCUCAAUCACACAAUUUCU
Oryza sativa Japonica Group (Japanese rice) is the source of this 1327-nucleotide messenger RNA. RefSeq lists its product as uncharacterized. The record is from RefSeq and is a predicted model, not a curated record. Lineage: Eukaryota; Viridiplantae; Streptophyta; Magnoliopsida; Poales; Poaceae.